This is a messenger RNA of Prorocentrum cordatum, 1937 nucleotides long. The record is from the annotation of a GenBank genome assembly. Lineage: Eukaryota; Dinophyceae; Prorocentrales; Prorocentraceae.
GCUCCCCACGGCUGGACGGACCCGUGGCCCCCUUGGCUCUUCGCCCGAGGCUCGCGCCGCGUGCCGGGGCCAUGGGCUGCACGCAGGCGAGGGCCUCGGAGUUCGGCGGCCGCCGCCCCGCGGAGGGUCGGGCCGAGGCCGAGGCCGCCGGGGGCGCCGAGGCCGAGGACGCGGCGGUCGAGCCCGAGCAGGCGGUCAAGGGCGAGUGCAGGUGCCCUCCGCGGUCGUGGGAGCCAGGCCGCGCGGCCGGGGCGAGCGUCGCGUCGAUCGGCGGGCGGGCGCGCUGGUGCGCGGACGAGCUCGUGAUCGCGCACAGGGACGGCAGGGUGCACAGGUACGGCGGCGGCGGUGAGGGCCCCUCGGCCGCCCUCGUGCUCGGCGGCGGCGAGCACCUGCUCAAGAUCACGCAGCGCUGGGGGGGCGCGGGCGUCGGCUCGCAGAUCCUCUUGAUCACCUCGCAGCACCGAGUCUUUGCCCUCGAGGGCCGCGGGAGGAGCUGCGGCGACGAGAAGGUCGAGGUCAUAGCGGAUGGGCGGCAGGAGAUCGUCGCGCUGCGACUCGGCGAGGACGGCAAGCUCGUGGAGGUGAUGCUCCGGAGGCUGGACGGCGGGGGCGCGGUGUGGGUUCCGCCCUACCGGGGUCCCAAAGGCGAUGCGGUGCAGCGCAUGCACUGCCCCGUCUUCCGUGCCGAGAUGGAGCUGGCGUUUGCAAUGACUCGACUGAAGACAGCGCUGCCAGCGCCACAGUAUUGGCGUGCGCCGCAGUCGCUCUACUGGGGUCCGGGAGGAUGGGAGCUUUUCGCCGCGCCUGAAUUCAAGCAGCAGGCGCAGGAGGUGAUUACUGCUACGUGGCUUCCGCGCAAAACGCGGGACCGUACGGGGCGGUUGCCGUCUGGGCUGAAGGUCCUGAGCGUCGAUCGGCUUCAGAAUUGCUUGCUUUGGCAGCGGUACCAGGACCGCAAGACGGAACUGCUCAGCCGUGGCCCUUGUGUGCCCGUCUCGGAGCUCGACGGGGUUGCAGAGACGGGCGCGGUGAAGACGGCUGUGCUCGCGCAGGGCGCAGAGCUGUCCGCGGAGGUCAACGAACAUUACCUGUUCCACGGUACCAGCAUCGCAGGGGCCAACGGCAUCACGCAGCACGGCUUCCAGAUCGCGCGGGCUGGGGAGCACGUCGGCACCAUGUUCGGGGCCGGCUGCUACUUCGCGGAGUGCUCCUCGAAGGCCGACGAGUACGUGCACGACACGGGGCUGAAGUCCGUGGCGAACGCAUUCAAGCGCAAAGGCGCAGCUGAUUCGGCUGGUGCGGGCGGCGGGACGUUCGCGCUGCUCUUGUGCCGCGUUCUCUGCGGACGUCUCUUCCGGGUAACGCAGAAGGACCCAGAGGGCAUCAGUGCGGCCCUGGCGGACGGCUACGAUUCGGUGCUCGGGGACCGGGAGGCGUCCGUCGGCACGUACCGGGAGUUCGUCUCGUUCAACCAGGAGAACAUCUAUCCGGAGUACAAGAUCAUCUAUGAGCGCGUCUACGAGGAGUUCGGAUGAACCCAGAUUCGACGAGACAUGGGCUCCAGCUGCAUCGGCUCGGGGCUGCGGGGCCGGGCGCCGCCGUGGAGGACCUGCGGCCUCCCGGCGCGCUGCGAGCUGGCCCCCGCUGCGGGGUGGCCCGUGGGACGUCCCUCCUGCAGGCCCUGUGGCGGCCAGAACAGGCGGUGCGGCUGCCGCUGUCCCAUGGUGUGGGCCGCUGGGGCCAUCGACUCCAGAUGGGCCCUGGUGCCCCGCGAUGCUCAAUCAGAGCCCGCGGGUGUGGAAGAACGCGCCGGGUCAUUGGUUUGCUGGGCCGUCGACCGCACCGAGCCCUCGCGCGCCGUGGCCGCCCGUGCCGGAGGCCGCGCGGCGCUGGCUGCCGGCGCGCCCGGGCGCUGCCCCGAAGCUCCACGCGGC